AUUCCAGCUCAUGCGAAAGAUUCAGGAACCAGAUGUCCUUGAGACGUACCUGUCAUAUCCUCCAUUUCUCCCGUCAUCUCAGAAACCACUCAACUCGAGAGGAAUUCGACUUCAACGGAUUUAAAAUAAGUCUUUUAUCCUUGUAUUAGAUUAUAUUGGAAAGAAAAGGAUCCGGUUUGCUCCAAGCUUUCGUUUAUAUUUGCAGAGAAGGAACCAUCUGGUACUUGCUGAGUGCGUUACUUCCACAUUUUGCUUAAACUAUAAGAAACUGUUGUAAUUGAUCCUAUUUCGCUAUCUAUUUUUAAAAUAAAUCCCAAAAGAAUGUCGAUACCUAGGUUUAUGUUUGGAAAGCGAAAUUUAUGGAGCAAUCCAUUGAAGAUCAAAGGAAGUCUUCCAUAUCAAACUCUACGCAAUUAUUCAAAAAAAUCAAAGGAAUCCCCGUCGUUUUCAAUGACAGUUCCUGAGGCUACCAAGUAUUUACGGGCUCUCAGUGUCUCUGUUCCUUUUGAUGGAUCAUAUGUCCUAUCAGUGGGCCUUCGAACCAGACGAGGACUUCCACCUGUUCGAGGAAAAGUGUUAUUUCCUCAUCCAUUUCUUGAGGCCCCUAAACUUUGUGUCUUCGCUGUUGGGGAUGCAGAACGAGAGGCUUUACAACAUGGUGCAACCUAUGCCGGUGGAGAAAAUCUCGUACAAAAGGUAUUAGCAGGAGAAAUAGAGUUUUCAAAAUGCUUGGCUCACCCUAAUGCUGCUCAUUUGUUGCCCCAAGUAGCAAAAAUUCUAGGACCAAAACAUUUACUGCCUACAACUAAACGCGGAACUAUAGUUGAGGAGGUAGGCCCUGCCGUGGAAGCUGCAAUGAAAAUGACGGAUUAUCGAGAAACAAAUGGUGUCAUUAAUGUUCCUGUUGGGAAGCUGAAUUAUGACGAUAAGUUACUACAAGACAAUGUUGAAGCUUUACUCAACAGUAUACGCAGCCAUAUCUCCAAGCUUUCAACAAAAGUCAAAGUUAGUAUCAAAAACACUCAUCUUUUCGCUUCCAACACAAUUUCUCUACCUCUUCCCUAUAAAUAACGGCUCUUAUACCUUCUUUCCUUAGCUCUGUACUCUCAUCGAAUUACAGAAAAGACAUCCUCUUGUAAUCUUUCAUGUUUUUCCUAUUUUCGGUUAAUAUACUUAUUCUUCUUCAAUAUAUUUGU
Schizosaccharomyces cryophilus OY26 is the source of this 1196-nucleotide messenger RNA. RefSeq names its product ribosomal protein subunit L1. The record is from RefSeq and is a predicted model, not a curated record. The transcript has a single exon. Bases 322 to 1071 code for a protein of 249 amino acids. NCBI's taxonomy places the organism in Eukaryota, Fungi, Ascomycota, Schizosaccharomycetes, Schizosaccharomycetales, Schizosaccharomycetaceae.